UUUUCUUAGUCCUGUCAGUCGGGUGGUCAGCUUCACGCGGACUGACCGUCAAAGAUAAGCUCUACUACUACCACUAUCUUCCACAUCAGGCAAUUCUAUACACAUUAGACAUUUACAUCCUCUUUCAAAUAUCUUGUUUUUCUCUCUCCAUUUUCUUCUUUGAGUUUGCUUUUCAUCUUUUCUCUUCAUCAAAAAAACCCACCUGAAAUAUAGUAUAAAAUCUUAUAAUAAUUCAAUCAAAAGUUUAAUCUUCUGCAGCAACUAUAGAAAAAAGUGUUGGUUUGUUCGGUAUGAUCUUCACCUUUUUCAUUUAAUUACACUACCUUACAUAUUUGUCCUUCAAAAUUCUAGCUUUUUAAAAAAACAAUCUUCCUCUUUUUUUAAGGCAGAAAACAACCUUUUUGUCCAAUUUUGCCACUUCACAGUCUUCAAGAUUUUGCUAGAAAAUUCACCAAAUUUGUUGCUAGAAAAAGAAGUUAACAUUUCUGUUAUAACACAAAUGCAAGAUCCAUCAUUUGUGCAACAGUUGAAAGCACCACAAUUUCCAGAACAAGAGCAACAACUAAAAUGCCCACGUUGUGAUUCAACUAACACCAAAUUCUGCUACUACAACAACUACAACUUAUCUCAACCUCGCCAUUUCUGCAAGAGUUGUAGGAGGUACUGGACUAAAGGUGGCUCUCUAAGGAACAUCCCUGUGGGAGGCGGUAGCCGCAAGAAUAAUAAACGUUCAUCUUUCAAACGUUCAUCUUCGGCUUCGGAUCAAAUCCCGUCUACAUCAUCUGAUCUAAUUGUGGCUACAGAGCCCAAACCCAUCCCGAUGGUAUCGUCCGAAAUCGGGACGGGUUUGGGCUUGCCAGCACCAGCAGAAGGAGGAGUAGGGAGCUUCACCUCCCUGCUGGGGCUAGCUUCGGAAGGACAGUUUAAUAAUCUGCUAUUGGAGGGUUUGGGUCGGAGUGGGUUGAGAUUGGGUCAGGAUGAUGGAACGGGCCAAAAUCCGGGCCUGGAGUUCAUGGGUGGGGUUCAGAAUGGAGGUGAUCAACAAUCAUGUUGGGGUGCUAAUAAUGCUUGGCCUGAUCUUGCUAUCUAUACUCCAGGUUCUAAAUUCCAGUAAAAACUAAAAAUGAAAGAUUAUCUUGGUCUUGCUUUAAUUUAUAGAGAGAAGAGAAGGUGAUUUUUCUUUGUUUUUUGGGUUUUGAUUAAUCAUCUAAAUAUAGGAGUUAAAUUCCUGGUUAGGGGAUUGUUUUAUGUAUUAAUGUAUGGUGGAUUAACUGCAAUUUCUGAUUUUAGAAGGUAACAUGUUAUUUUAGGAACAUGAGACAAAAACAUAUGGAUACGUAGUGUUAUUAUUAUAUGUGUAAUUGGUAAAUUGUGUGUUUUGUCAUACAAACUAUUGGUAUGAUGCUGGAUAUUAAGCUUAUACUUUUCUGAUGAAA
This is a messenger RNA of Beta vulgaris subsp. vulgaris (sugar beet), 1436 nucleotides long. RefSeq names its product dof zinc finger protein DOF3.1. Lineage: Eukaryota; Viridiplantae; Streptophyta; Magnoliopsida; Caryophyllales; Amaranthaceae. Gene Ontology annotation, biological process: regulation of DNA-templated transcription. The coding region runs from base 500 to 1114 and encodes 204 amino acids. Gene Ontology annotation, molecular function: DNA binding; DNA-binding transcription factor activity. The record is from RefSeq and is a predicted model, not a curated record. The transcript has a single exon.